This is a messenger RNA of Microplitis mediator, 1091 nucleotides long. Its product is annotated as trypsin-2-like. The transcript has 6 exons. Gene Ontology annotation, molecular function: serine-type endopeptidase activity. Gene Ontology annotation, biological process: proteolysis. The coding region runs from base 106 to 1071 and encodes 321 amino acids. The record is from RefSeq and is a predicted model, not a curated record. Lineage: Eukaryota; Metazoa; Arthropoda; Insecta; Hymenoptera; Braconidae.
UUUAAUAUAUCGCUUGUUAUCGAAUUAAACAAGUUGAAAUAAUCAUACGAAAAACAGUGACUACUUAUUAAAUAAUAAUUAUAAUUAUAACUUUCAUUUACGGCGAUGAAUUGGAGUGUGUGGUGUCUGUUUGUUAUUUUAGUUAAUCCAGGAUCGUCUUAUGUCAACGACGUUAAUGAUACGACGGUAUUGGAAAAUAGAUUUGCUAGAUGGACUGAACGGAUAGUUAAUGGCAAGAAAGCCAGAAAAGGACAAUUCCCAUUCAUGGUUUCGUUGCAGAAACGAUGGUCUCCAUUACUCCAUUUUUGUGGGGCUAGUAUUAUUAGUGAUAGAUGGAUUGUUACUGCAGCUCAUUGUAUAAUUAGAGGUAGUUCACUUACGCCUAAAUGGGCAGUAAUAGCCGUUGCAGGUGAUAAUAAUUUAGACUCGUAUUAUUCACCCUACAGGCAAAUACGUAAUGUCGAGCAAUUUGUCGUAAAUCCGCGGUUCGAUACAUUGAAUCUCGCUAACGAUAUUGCUUUAAUAUCUUUACAAGCGCCUUUUUUAAUUUCACUAUACGUAUCACCAAUUCCAUUAGCCAAGCGAGUGCCUCCAGCAGGAACAAACUGCUCAGUCUCAGGCUGGGGAUUCCCUGGAGAAAGUAACCGGACUAUUGUCAAAGAACUCAUGUUCGUACAUUUGCCAUUAAUAAGUUACAACUAUUGUGGCAAACUUUUGUGGGGUAUUAUAACCAUGCACCCGAGCAUGAUAUGCGCUGGUUAUUUAGGAGGUGGUAAGGACGCUUGUCAGGGUGAUUCUGGUGGACCAUUUGUAUGCGAAAAUUCACUGACGGGCAUUGUAUCGGGUGGUAGAGGAUGUGCACGUCCUAAAAUACCUGGAUUCUAUGUAAAUGUUGCGUACUAUGUAAAAUGGAUUGAACAGGUAUUGAAAACGAAUGGCAAAAACCACUCGUAUGACGGCUCAACGAGACAUCCAGCUAGUAAUCUAACAGUUGUCAUAAGUAGUAGUAUUUUCUAUGUCACUAGUUGUCUAUUAAUCACUGUAUAUUUAUAUGACAUUGUUAAAAUAUAAUUACCUGUAAUAAAUAAUAU